This is a messenger RNA of Vespula vulgaris, 1125 nucleotides long. Its product is annotated as cytochrome c oxidase subunit 6B1-like. The coding region runs from base 154 to 618 and encodes 154 amino acids. Gene Ontology annotation, cellular component: respiratory chain complex IV; mitochondrion. The transcript has 2 exons. The record is from RefSeq and is a predicted model, not a curated record. NCBI's taxonomy places the organism in Eukaryota, Metazoa, Arthropoda, Insecta, Hymenoptera, Vespidae.
UCAUAUUUUUCUAUUACAUACAAACAUAGUUAUCGUUCUUGUCAUUCUUUUACAUUUUCUCAAAUAAGAACUUUUAUCUUCGAUCAUUCUAAUAAUUUGUCUAUUUAUAUAGAUUCAAUUAAAGUCUGUUUAACUAAAAAUUAUAUUAAAAAUAUGGUGUUAGAAAAUGAUAACAAAAAUUCUAAUAAAACCAAAGAUAAAAUUAUAUUACCGGUUAAAUUGAUAGAUGAUGAAAAAGAAAAUGUUUCCUCAAAACCGGCUAAAGAAAGGAAGAAAAUAACGAUUGAAGUUUACGAAGAUGAUCCAUGUUUACAGGGUAAAAUAUAUGAAGAUCCUAAAGUUGAAGAUACAAAAUUUCUUUCUUCUCCUGGAUUAGAUCCAAGGUUUCAACAACAAAAUCAAACAUUACGAUGCUAUGUCAUGUAUACGGAUUUUUAUCGAUGCGAACAUAUUCUUGGUGAAGGACAUGAAGCUUGUGCGUGGUUUAAACGAGUUUUUACUUCUAUCUGUCCAAACGACUGGAUUAAUAAUUGGGAUGAACUUCGUACAAGUGGGAGAUUACCUUGGCAUAAAUACAAAACUCAAGGCAAUUUUCCUGGCGAUAAAUAUGGCGUUUAAAGAUUAUGCCUGUAUAAGAAAUUAAAAAUCUUAGAUUUUAUCAUUUUUUUUCUUCUUUCUUUUGAGUUUUUUACUUUAUUAUUUUGUUAAUAUCAUUAUACUUGGCACUCCCAAAAGUAUUUUCCCAAGCAUUGUUUAAUAAAUAAUAUAUAUCACAGAUAUAGGAAUAAAAUAUUCAAUUUUUAUUAUACAGGUACAAGACUUUUAAUUAAUUAUUAUGAGGUAACGUAUAUCGAAGUAUGAAAAGAUACUCCACAGAAUCUCCAGUGUUGGUCAUUAGGCCGUCUUCUUCAAUUUCGAGUCUUCGCAUCAACGAUUUCUUCUUUUUCUUCCGUUUUUCUUUUUUUCUUUUUUCUUUUUUAUAUACGUUAAACACACUGAUCGUCAUGUAGCUUAUGUGUAUAUAUAUAUAUAUAUGUAUGUAUGUAUGUCUAUAUAUAUACACAUAUAUAAAUACACACACACAUAUGACACUUUACAUGCGUAAAAAAUAGAUACUUGGAAGAA